ACACCCAAGCUCUGUCAGUUAGACACUGCGUCAUUUAGAGAGGAAGUAAGACCUUCUGCACUCCCACUGCCAGUGACAGACUUUAAAAUCUACAGUCACAAAGAGCACAGAGUACAACUGUCUUAAUUGAGGAUUAUUCUUCGGAGCAUCUUUACAGAGUAAAUUAAAGAACUGAAGAUGUCGUGCCUGAAGUGUCUGAAGUACACCAUGUGUCUGGUGAACUUCAUUUUUUUUAUGAACGAAAGCCUUUCGGCAUGAGGAUCUGUGGAGCUGCUGUCUUUGGAAUAGGCAUUUACUUAAUGACAUCCACCAGGUUCUCUUCCCUACUUCCCAGCCUUGAGGCUAUAAACAUAGCAAACGCUCUUUUCAUCAUUGGGAUCAUUAUCACCUGUGUCUCCUUCCUGGGCUUUCUUGGAGCGCUAAAAGAAAAUCGCUGUCUGCUAAUAUCUUUCUUCAUACUGUUGUUCAUUCUAAUGUUGGCCGAACUGGCCGUUGCCUGCGCUCUGCUCAUGUACGAGACACAGAUUGGAGAAUUCAUUAAUAAAGAUCUUAAGAGUGGUUUAGAAUCAUCCAUAAACCACAGAAAAAACAAUACAAAUGAAGAUGACUGGGACACAGUGCAAAAGACAUUUCAGUGCUGCGGAAUCAGUAACGUGACGGAUUGGAAUAACCAUGUACCAAAGUCAUGCAAGUCUGAAAAUGGAACACACUGGCCUGAAGGUUGUUUUGACAAGCUCAAGAACGCAUUUGAUAAAAACCUCUUGAACACGGGGAUUGGCGUCAUUGUUGUCUGCAUUAUUGAGGUCUUGGGUAUGUGUUUCUCCAUGACACUGUUCUGCCACAUAAGUCGAUCCGGGUUAGGAUACAAAUGAUCAAAAACGGAGAUCUUCCAGUUUGUGUUCUUAAUAAUCACUGUCCUACAAAUGCUCCAAGACAGCCCGUAAAAGACAAAAUGACUCGCAGUUCUUGUACAGACGCUUGGUUUUAUGGAAUGUGCACAACAAAAAAACAGUUAGUGACACAACUGCAGUAUUAUUAUGAUUAUUUUUACUUUAAUAUUUGAUAGAGCAGUUAAAUCAUAUAGACCAUGACUUGUUCUUAUAAAAAAAAAAAAAAAAAAAAAAAAACCCUCAGCAGUAUUAUUUUUACUUUAGCCAUCAGCUAAAAUGGAAACUUCCUAGGGGGGUUUAAAUGCUGAAUUCACCCACUUGCAUUUGAAUGUCAACUCAUAAUGAUGGUGUAAGGGAGCUUUCCAUAAUGAAUCAUCUUUACACAAAGACUUAUACAUUACACUGUAUAUAAGUACUGUUUCUCUUAUCUCAUAUAAAACAUGUUGAGUUUGACCUAGUAUGUUUCUGUAAUUAACUUGUUACAUAGUCAGUUGUUUUUGUGUACUGAACAAUGCAAAGCAUUUAUUUCUGAUCACUUCCUUUUCAGACGUAGCAAUGACUAAACCAUGUGAUUUCCUAGAAUAUACACAGGGUGAAAACCACACAUGCUCUUGCUUACUUAUUUAACAAUUAUAGCUGUUUUGAUGCUGAUUUACAUUAUAAUUUAUUUUCUUUUCUUUUCUCUAUAGACCAAUGUAAAUUAAAAUAAAAGAAUGAAAAUGC
Messenger RNA from Megalobrama amblycephala (Wuchang bream), 1613 nucleotides. RefSeq names its product leukocyte surface antigen CD53. The transcript has 9 exons. Bases 255 to 872 code for a protein of 205 amino acids. The record is from RefSeq and is a predicted model, not a curated record. Gene Ontology annotation, cellular component: membrane. NCBI's taxonomy places the organism in Eukaryota, Metazoa, Chordata, Actinopteri, Cypriniformes, Xenocyprididae.